Molecule: messenger RNA, 1920 nt
Organism: Brassicogethes aeneus
Lineage: Eukaryota; Metazoa; Arthropoda; Insecta; Coleoptera; Nitidulidae
Source: the annotation of a GenBank genome assembly
GCGCGCUGUAAUAAGAUUUGAGUUGCGCGCGACAUCGGUGUUGUUUCGAAUGAUGGCGUAUUCUUAUCAGCUGAAUUGUGUUCUGGAAUUUCGAUUAAUAUAACUUAAAUUUUGCUUAAUUUAAGGCCCUAAAAUUCCUCACAUUAAAUAUGAGGGCAGUUUUGGUUUAUUUGUGUUUAAUAUGUAUGUUUGUGGAAUGUUAUUCAUCAGAUUUUAAAAAACCCACUAUAGUAUUUUCAAUACUUGUUAGAAAUAAAGCACAUACGUUGCCUUAUUUUCUUACUGCGAUAGAAAAUCUUAAUUAUCCAAAACACCGAAUUUCAUUAUGGAUACGUAGUGAUCACAAUGUAGAUAAUGGUAUAGAAAUAUUAAAGAUAUGGAUAGAAGUAAAUAAAUUAAAUUACCACUCAAUUCAUACACAUUUUGAGGAAGAAAAUUAUAUUUUCCCGGAAGAAAGUGGUCUAGGACAUUGGUCAAUAGAUAGAUUUAAACAUGUUAUAUCCCUAAAAGAGAACGCCCUAAGUUUUGCACGAAAGAAUUGGGCGGAUUAUUUUUUGACAAUAGACAGUGAUGUGUUUAUAACAAAUCCAGAAACAAUAAACUACUUAAUAGAUAAAAAUUUUACUGUAGCCUCCCCGAUGUUGCGAUCAGAUGGUUUGUAUUCUAAUUUCUGGUACGGCAUGACUGAAGAUUAUUACUAUCAAAGAACUGAAAAAUACAAACCUGUGUUGUAUAGAAAAGAACAAGGCUGUUUUAAUGUGCCCAUGGUACAUUCUUGUGUAUUAGUAAAUUUAAGAAAAAAAGAAUCAGACUUACUUACGUAUGAUCCAAGUAAUUUAGAUAAUUUUAAUGGACCAAUUGAUGAUAUUAUAACUUUUGCAAUUAGCGCUAAUAAAAGUAAUAUUUCAUUAAAUAUUUGCAACGAACAAAACUUUGGAUUUAUUACUGUUCCUUUGGAACAAAACGACGAUUUAUUAACGGAUAUAGAACAUUUAAGAAAUAUUAAACUAGAAGUUCUAAACAUGGAGAAGCCCCUAGAAGUAAAGGAUUAUUUAAAAAUAUAUACUAGUUUGCCAAAGAAGGAUACAAUGAACUUUGAUAAAAUAUUUAUGAUAAACUUGAGAAGAAGACCAGAAAGAAAAAUAAGAAUGAUGAAUGUUUUUAAUGAAUUGGGUAUUGAAGCUUCCACUUUAGAAGCGGUAGAUGGCAAAUCCUUAACCGAAGCUGAACUAAACAAAAUUUUGUUUUUACCUAAUUACGCCGAUCCAUAUCAUAAAAGGCCCAUGACGAAGGGGGAAAUAGGCUGUUUCUUGAGUCAUUACAACAUCUGGAAAGAAAUUAUAGACAAAGGGUACAAACAAACUCUGGUUCUUGAAGACGAUAUCCGGUUCGAGUCAUUUUUUAGAUCGAGGGUAAAGAUUGUAAUGAAUGAUUUAUUAAAAAUUCCUGACUGGGAUCUUGUAUACUUCGGUAGAAAGCGUUUGCAAGAAAAAGACGAGCCUUGGGUCGAGGGUAGUAGUUCUCUAGUAAAAGCCGGCUACUCCUAUUGGACCCUGGGGUAUGUCCUAAGUCAGAAAGGAGCGCAAAAACUGCUAAAUGCUGAUCCAUUAUCGCGCUUAGUGCCCGUUGACGAAUUCUUGCCAAUACUGUUUGAUAAACACCCGCAGGAUAACUGGAAGAGCCAUUUUCCCCGAAGGGACCUCGUCGCCUUGUCCGCCGCGCCUCUGCUGCUCUAUCCCACUCAUUACACCGGCGAAGAGGGAUACAUAAGUGACACCGAAGAUUCGGUUAUCGUCACCGAGGCCAAAUCGUACACCAGGGACGAUCUUUAACGAUUUUUUAAGGGACGCACCUUUUGGAUUGCUGUUAUGUACUUACCUAUUUGUUUAUGUCAAUUGAUACUUGCCUACGAUUAAAAAA